This is a messenger RNA of Python bivittatus (Burmese python), 2970 nucleotides long. Lineage: Eukaryota; Metazoa; Chordata; Lepidosauria; Squamata; Pythonidae. The record is from RefSeq and is a predicted model, not a curated record.
AUGAAGGUUCAAACCAGCAAAACCUGUUUAACCACAGUUGAUAUAGAAUUAAAGAAGAAAGAUAACUAUUUCUCCUGCUCUUUUCUCCCUCCCCAAGGCGAGAGAAUCCUGGGCUAUGCCGAAGAGCCUUGUUACCUGUGGUUCGUCAUGGAGUACUGUGAAGGGGGAGACCUGAAUCAGUACAUUCUUUCUCGCAGACCAGAUCCCGCCACCAACAAGAGUUUUAUGCUCCAGCUGACCAGUGCCAUCGCCUUCCUUCACAAGAACCACAUUGUGCACAGGGACCUGAAGCCUGACAAUAUCCUGAUCACGGAGCAGUCAGGGGCUCCUGUUCUCAAAGUAGCAGACUUUGGGCUCAGCAAAGUGUGUGCUGGCUUGACCGCUCGAGGCAAGGAGGGGGGGAACGAUAACAAAAAUGUGAAUGUGAACAAGUACUGGUUGUCCUCUGCUUGCGGUUCAGACUUCUACAUGGCUCCUGAGGUGUGGGAGGGACACUACACUGCCAAAGCAGACAUCUUUGCCCUGGGCAUCAUUAUUUGGGCAAUGAUUGAAAGGAUAACGUUCAUCGAUGCCGAGACCAAGAAGGAACUCUUGGGGACUUACAUCAAGCAGGGGACAGAGAUUGUACCUGUCGGGGAAGCUCUGCUAGAAAACCCAAAGAUGGAGUUGCACAUUCCCCAGAAACGCAGGACUUCCAUGUCUGAGGGAAUCAAGCAGCUCUUGAAAGACAUGUUGGCUGCUAACCCGCAAGACCGACCCGAUGCCUUUGAGCUUGAAUCCCGGAUGGACCAGGUUACUUGUGCUGCUUAAACUCAGGUCAAAGUGUUGGUGGGCUCUGAAAACAGGGAUUUCUUACAGGGACCUACAGUCUCCAUGACGUACAUGCAUAGAGCAAGCUGAGAAGGGUCUGUCCUGGACUCUGGUACCGUGAAGCUUUGAGACUCGUCUUGAAGCCCCAUGAGAUACAAGGAAGACAGGAGCUACUGUAACCUAUUUCAUUAUGAGACUAUUAAAGUUCAUCCUUUUUUACAUUUCCCCCUUUCUUUCUCUCCUGCCAGUUCAGCUUCGCCUGUUCACUUGAUCUGUGCAGUACAUUUGGAAUUCCUCUUUAACCUAAACAAAAUACUGAAGAAGAAAAAAAAAUCUGCAAAUAAUUUUCUGUUGCUGCUACUGCUAAGUACCAGAACUCUGGGCCAAAAUGUGUUUUCUCUUCAUGUUGUUGAGCAGGGUGAUAUUGAGUUGAGAGUAUUGAGGGCUGUGGCAAAGUACUUUUUUUGUUUUUUUGGUCUCUGGUUGCUGCUGCUUAGCCCUUAAAGCUAGAAACAUGACUGAAUAAAUCUUUCUCCUGCUCCCCUUUUUAAAAAUGUCCUGCAUCAGGGGACCUAAAUGUGUGAUAUCUGAUAGGGACAUUAAGGCAGACCCCCCACGUUGAAGGUGGCCCCUGAGUUAGAAACUCAGUUCUGACCAUCAUAGGACCCUGUGUUUCUGUGUGCCAAAUUUCACAGGUCAAGAAAGGGGGUGUGGUGUUUAGAAAUGAUGGCAGGCGUCCACAGAAAUUAUCUUUAUGUAGAAAAUGCUAUCAAAAGCCUGUAUCUGCUGGGGUUAGUAGCUUGCUUGGUUGGUCUUUGGCUGGCCAAGAUUCAGCCAGCCUGAGAUCAAGUGGAUAUCUUAACAUCCGGCUCAAUCUUUUCCUAGUUUAGAUCAUUUAAGCAUUCAGUCUAUUUGAAGGUUCUUCCCUUGCUGUAGAGGCCUACAAAGGCACAGUCCCUUUCUUGCAUCUACGGGUUUUUCAGUGUGAGCAGUAUCUUUCCCACCACUAUAGCCAUCACUUGUGUAUAUUUAUGCAUACACCAAGAUUAGUCCUGAUUUGAAACAAUGUCCUAAGUAGCUCUCCCCUAAAACACUCCUUAUCAUUCCAUUGUUCUUAAAGAUUUAGCUUUAUUCAAAGCAGUUAUAUUCAUUCAAAGCUGUUGGCAAGCUUGGUGUCAUGUCUCUGAGUGGAAGUCGUGACACUAAGCUUCCCAACAGGGGAAUAUUCUGAAUAUUCUGUCCUAGCGCUUCCUUAAAUCGGUCUUAGGUUGGUCUUUGCAAUUACCACUGUUCGUUCAGCAGCAGUGAAGACACGGUUGGAUCAGCGCAUUAAAACUGAAUCAACGCUUUGUCCUCCUCCCCUGGUAAGAUGAACUCUGUAAUUUAAAUUGCUACAGAGGUUAUCCAUAAGAUUCUGAAGGAGUGCUUUGCUAUAGCUAUUGGAAUGCAUUUGCUCCAUAAAACAUGGGCAUUCCUUAGUUAUAUGCAGCCAGAAUUAGACCAUGAAUAUCAGUCUCAUGGUGGAUGAUAUGUGAAAAGCUUACAAAGCUUUUCAUUUGCAAGUCCUUCCGUAAGCUCUUCUACGCAGCCAUAUUUAUGACUGAUGAGAAAGACAUUCUUUCAAGAAGCUCAGAAGAGUCCCUUUUGAGUUUGGAAUCCAAGAUAAGCUAGAACUAUUUUCCCAGAGAAGUUUCAUCCUAAACUUGACUUUAGCCAUCUGAACUAUCCAGUCUGGAGGAAAAGAGUUUGAUCCAAAUUUGGGUUUUUGAGGCACCAGCCAUUUUUUGAACUGUUGCCCUUAAGAUUUGGGGACUAAAUUCGCAUAUAUAGAUUAUCCUCAGACCAGUUGGUAAAUUCAGCCAUGCAGGUCCUAGGGCACAAGCCAUGUUAUAUUACGUGUCAAAGAGUAUGAGCAUUUGUGUAAAACAUUGCUCAAACAAAGGAGCCCUUGCAUUUCACUUCUGCACUUUGAGGGAUGUUUGUGUGUGUGGAGGAAGCCUCAUGAAAUGCCAAGGCUUUAUCCCUCUGGAAGACUGUUCAAGUAAACAGCCCUUUGCAGCUGAACUCAUCCCGGUUAUUGUGUGAUUUCUUUUCCAGUUGUUGGGGCUGAAGUUAAUGCUUUUGUGGUGAUAGCUUAGACCAGUGUUUCUCAACCUUGGC